Molecule: messenger RNA, 5668 nt
Organism: Tupaia belangeri chinensis (Chinese tree shrew)
Lineage: Eukaryota; Metazoa; Chordata; Mammalia; Scandentia; Tupaiidae
Gene: RIMS1
Product: regulating synaptic membrane exocytosis 1
Exons: 28
Coding region: 104-3538 (1144 amino acids)
Biological process (GO): regulation of synaptic plasticity; positive regulation of synaptic transmission; regulation of membrane potential
Cellular component (GO): cytoskeleton of presynaptic active zone; presynaptic membrane
Molecular function (GO): transmembrane transporter binding; small GTPase binding
Source: RefSeq, a predicted model, not a curated record
AGCCCCGGAGCUCAAAGCACAGGAGCCGCUCAGGAAGCAGAGCCGCCUGGACCCCAGUUCGGCCGUCCUCAUCCGAAAGGCCAAGCGCGAGAAGGUGGAGACCAUGCUGCGGAACGACUCGCUGAGCUCCGAUCAGUCUGAGUCGGUGCGGCCGUCUCCGCCCAAACCGCACCGGUCCAAGAGGGGCGGCAAGAGGCGGCAGAUGUCGGUGAGCAGCUCCGAGGAGGAGGGCGUGUCCACGCCGGAGUACACCAGCUGCGAGGACGUGGAGCUGGAGAGCGAGAGUGUCAGCGAGAAAGGUGACUUGGAUUAUUACUGGCUGGAUCCUGCCACGUGGCAUAGCCGGGAAACAUCACCUAUCAGUUCGCAUCCUGUGACGUGGCAGCCGUCUAAAGAGGGAGACCGACUAAUUGGGCGUGUUAUUCUUAACAAGAGAACAACCAUGCCCAAAGAAUCAGGUGCAUUACUGGGUCUGAAAGUUGUUGGAGGAAAAAUGACUGACUUAGGACGCCUGGGUGCUUUCAUCACCAAAGUAAAGAAGGGUAGCCUAGCAGAUGUAGUCGGACACCUAAGAGCAGGGGAUGAAGUUCUAGAAUGGAAUGGUAAACCCCUGCCGGGAGCUACAAAUGAAGAAGUUUACAACAUUAUUUUAGAAUCAAAAUCAGAACCUCAAGUUGAAAUUAUUGUUUCAAGGCCUAUUGGUGAUAUUCCCCGGAUUCCUGAAAGCUCCCAUCCUCCACUGGAGUCCAGUUCCAGUUCCUUUGAAUCUCAGAAGAUGGAAAGGCCUUCCAUUUCUGUUAUUUCUCCAACAAGUCCUGGAGCUCUGAAAGAUGCCCCGCAAGUCUUACCAGGGCAACUCUCUGUAAAGCUAUGGUAUGAUAAAGUGGGACACCAGCUGAUUGUAAAUGUUCUACAAGCAACGGAUCUGCCCCCAAGAGUAGACGGGCGUCCCCGGAAUCCCUAUGUAAAAAUGUAUUUUCUUCCAGAUAGAAGUGAUAAAAGUAAAAGGAGGACCAAAACAGUAAAGAAAGUACUAGAACCAAAAUGGAAUCAAACUUUUGUCUAUUCACAUGUACAUCGUAGAGAUUUUAGAGAACGGAUGUUAGAAAUAACUGUGUGGGAUCAACCAAGAGUGCAAGAAGAAGAGAGCGAGUUUCUUGGAGAGAUCCUCAUAGAACUGGAGACAGCACUUUUAGAUGAUGAACCGCAUUGGUAUAAACUUCAGACUCAUGAUGAAUCUUCACUACCUCUGCCUCAGCCAUCACCUUUUAUGCCAAGGCGACACAUUCACGGGGACAGCUCUAGCAAAAAGCUACAAAGAUCUCAGCGAAUCAGUGAUAGUGACAUCUCAGAUUAUGAGGUUGAUGAUGGUAUUGGAGUAGUUCCUCCAGUAGGUUAUAGAUCUAGUGCUAGAGAAAGUAAAUCCACAACAUUAACUGUGCCAGAACAGCAAAGAACUACUCAUCACCGCUCACGUUCAGUAUCUCCUCAUCGUGGCGAUGAUCAGGGAAGGCCGCGUUCACGGUUACCAAAUGUGCCAUUACAGAGGAGUUUAGAUGAAAUCCAUCCAACAAGAAGGUCACGUUCUCCAACCAGACACCAUGAUGCCUCCCGAAGCCCAGCUGAUCAUAGAUCCAGAGAUGUGGAUAGUCAGUAUUUAUCAGAACAAGACAGUGAGCUUCUUAUGCUGCCCAGAGCAAAACGAGGACGAAGUGCAGAAUGCCUCCAUACUACCAGUGAACUGCAGCCCUCCCUUGACAGGGCUAGGAGUGCUAGUACCAACUGCUUGAGACCAGAUACUAGUUUGCAUUCACCAGAACGAGAAAGGGGUAGAUGGUCCCCCUCCCUAGAUAGGCGACGACCUCCUAGCCCCAGGAUUCAAAUCCAGCAUGCAUCUCCGGAAAAUGACAGGCACUCCAGAAAGUCUGAAAGAUCUAGCAUCCAAAAACAGACUAGGAAAGGCACUGCCCCCGAUGCAGAAAGGGUUCUCCCACCAUGUCUUUCUAGAAGGGGACAUGCAGCCCCAAGAGCGACUGAUCAGCCAGUCAUUAGGGGAAAACAUCCCACUCGCUCAAGGUCGAGUGAGCACUCUAGUGUCAGAACACUGUGUUCUAUGCACCACCUUGCCCCCGGAGGGUCGGCGCCGCCUUCUCCGCUUCUGACAAGAAUGCACCGACAAGGAAGCCCGACCCAGUCUCCUCCAGCAGAUGCGUCCUUCAGCAGUCGCAGGGGAAGACAGCUCCCACAAGUGCCAGUGAGAAGCGGCAGUAUAGAACAAGAACAAGAAAAAUAUAACUCUUCCACAAAAGCAAGCUUAGUAGUGGAGGAGCGAACAAGACAGAUGAAAAUGAAAGUGCAUCGAUUUAAGCAGACUGCAGGGUCUGGUUCUAGUCAAGAACUUGAUCGCGAGCAAUAUUCCAAGUAUAACAUACAUAAAGAUCAGUACAGAAGCUGUGAUAACGUCUCUGCCAAAUCAUCAGAUAGCGAUGUGAGUGAUGUGUCCGCCAUUUCCCGAACCAGCAGUGCCUCACGCCUCAGCAGCACAAGCUUUAUGUCAGAGCAAUCUGAGCGCCCCAGGGGUAGAAUCAGUUCAUUUACCCCCAAAAUGCAAGGCAGACGGAUGGGGACCUCAGGAAGAGCCAUCACGAAGAGCACCAGUGUGAGUGGGGAGAUGUACACACUGGAGCAUAAUGACGGCAGCCAGUCGGACACGGCUGUGGGCACAGUCGGAGCAGGUGGAAAGAAACGGAGAUCCAGCCUGAGUGCCAAGGUGGUGGCCAUCGUGUCUCGAAGGAGUAGAAGCACAUCUCAACUGAGCCAAACAGAAUCAGGCCACAAGAAGUUAAAAAGUACCAUACAGAGAAGCACAGAAACGGGAAUGGCAGCUGAAAUGCGGAAGAUGGUGAGACAGCCAAGUCGAGAGUCUACUGAUGGCAGCAUCAACAGUUACAGCUCCGAGGGGAACUUGAUAUUUCCUGGCGUGCGAUUGGGUGCUGACAGUCAAUUCAGUGAUUUUCUUGAUGGACUGGGACCAGCCCAGCUUGUUGGCCGCCAAACCCUUGCCACCCCAGCAAUGGGUGAUAUACAAAUUGGAAUGGAGGAUAAAAAGGGCCAGUUAGAAGUUGAAGUAAUCAGAGCACGAAGCCUCACACAGAAACCCGGCUCCAAAUCUACACCUGCUCCAUAUGUCAAAGUAUAUCUUUUGGAAAACGGAGCCUGUAUAGCCAAGAAGAAGACAAGAAUUGCACGAAAAACUCUUGAUCCUUUGUAUCAACAGUCCCUGGUGUUUGAUGAAAGUCCGCAGGGUAAAGUUCUUCAGGUGAUUGUCUGGGGAGAUUAUGGCAGAAUGGACCAUAAAUGCUUUAUGGGUGUGGCUCAAAUCUUGUUGGAAGAACUCGAUCUGUCCAGCAUGGUAAUUGGAUGGUACAAAUUGUUCCCACCAUCAUCACUGGUGGAUCCCACACUCACUCCCUUAACCCGCCGGGCUUCCCAAUCAUCUCUGGAAAGUUCAACUGGGCCUCCCUGCAUUCGAUCAUAGUGAACUCAUACCAGAGUCAUUCCAAGAAAACUCCACCUUUCAGGAUAAUAAUCUGAACCAGAUAUUUCAUGAUCAAAAGCAUUGUUGGAGACAGACAAUCAACUCGUGUUUUGCCUGUAGUAGUUUUUCAAUAAUAUGUCCCAAUUGUUGUUUAAAACAUGGCUUCAUAUGACAGAACAAGGCAAUCUAUCAAAUUCAGUAAGAAUCAAUGUGCUAGUGAGAGUCACUGAUGCUUCUAACAAAUAGAAAAAGAGGAAACUUCAGUACACGCGCGUGCACACACACACACACACACACACCAAAUAGAACAAACUGGAAACUCUCACUCUGUGAAAAGUUGUAUUUUACACAUUUCUGCACAGACCACAAGCAGUGUUAUUUCCCAGGUGUUUGAGAAGUUAGGUUCAUUUGUGUGUUUUGGUUUUAUAUGUUGUUUGUUGGUUUUUGGUUUCUCGAGUUUCGAUUUGUUUCAUUUUCACCAUAUUUGUUAUGUCCACUACUUUUUUGGCUGUGUCAUGACAGGCCUCAUGAUGCUAACAGAGACCCUUCCUUUCUUUUUCCAAAAGCACCAAAAAAAGGGCUGAAGCAGUCUCUGUAGCAUCUCCCCAAAGUUCAACAGCUAGAUAAGGUGAGGCCAAUGAAGGGUUUCACUGGCUUUCAUGUUUUAAUUCUUCAAAGUCUUAUGUGUGGAAACUCAAAAGACAAAAAAAUAAAAAAUCUUCCAAAAUAACUACAGAAUCACCUUUUAAAAUAUAGAGCAUAUCCGUUUGCAUUUUAGAAAAUUAAUUUAUGUUCUCCAUUGUUUUGCAUGGAGGGCUUUUUAAAGAAGUCAAUCUGCAGCUAAUACUGGGGACUAAAACUAACUGCGUAAUUGUAUGUUGGAAACACUUCUUGUAAUGCCUUUUCUUCCUGAUACUAAAAAAAGAAAGAAAAAGAAAAAAGAAAAAAAAAGUACAUAUGCUUAUGUGUCUAAAACGUACAUUUGACUUUCCAAAAUGGUGACUAGGAAUGGAUUUGAGCCUAAGACACUUUGAGCUAUGCCCAGGCUUCUCAGCCAUGCCUCAGUGUAGACACACCCAUCUGCCCUGGAAAAAGCAUGGUCUGAGCUGUUCAAUAUUCCACUGGAAAUUCCAGUUGAAAUAUUCUGCACUAAACUAAUGUUUUUAUCGAAUUUUAGUUUACAUUUCUUUGAGAUUGAUGCAAGCACAAAGCUUGAUUUUUUAAUGCAAAGUAUCUUACUUUUUUGGGAGAAAAUAAAACAAAGUCAGAUUUCAAUUUGCAUUUUCUUCAUUUGAGUUUUUCUUGGCCUUGAAUUUCCCUUGUGACAUUCUGUGUAUGUGCUACGAACUGCAGACUCUGCAGGUGCGUUGAUAUGUUCUCCCUCCUUUUAUGAGUCAUUCAACUUUUGUGAUUACGCAAAUAGAGCAGCAUGACUUGGAACUGUUCAAAGCUGCAUGCACAUUUUGUAAAAAAAAAAAAAAAUAGGAAAAGAAAAAAAUUAAAGAAACAAAAGGUUAUUUAAUAAUGUAUGUUAGUUCCACAUAGGCCAGCUUGUAUGUUGCAUGUACUUGUACAGUUUGCUUGUUAAUUACUAUACUGAAAUAACCAAGAAAUCUAAGCCAUCCAUUUUUGUUAUAGACAUUUUGCAGGUUUUAGCCAGAUUCAGUCUGGAGUGAAAUGUCUAUAGAUGGACUUUAUUUUUUACCCUACGGAAAACGUGAUGUAGUACGGACCAAAUUCCUUCUAAUUAACAUUUUGGUGUAGAUUCAUACUGUGGGGCUGUAACACAUAUAGACACUGUGUACACACUAGGUUUUAAUCCAUAGACGUACUGCCUGCACCAAGCGAAUUAUUUAUUAUUAUUUACACAUGCCAGAAUUAUCUGCCCAUCAUUCCACAGGGCACAGAUUGACCACUGCUCACUCAGCUGAGCAGAAAGAACUGAAGCAUUGGUGCACUUCUACUAGAUUCCGUUCUGUCUUAGUGGCCAACAAUCAACUGAUUAUAAUUGGGUAGUAUCUUUCUAUUUUGACCACUUGUCUUAACACCCCCCUGCCCCCGUGCUUUUAAAUGAACUUCCAACUCAUGUAUGUAAACAUGUUUAAUAAAAUUUACUUUUCAUGUCAGUCA